Ipomoea triloba (trilobed morning glory) is the source of this 1614-nucleotide messenger RNA. RefSeq names its product vignain-like. Bases 297 to 1397 code for a protein of 366 amino acids. The record is from RefSeq and is a predicted model, not a curated record. Gene Ontology annotation, cellular component: lysosome. NCBI's taxonomy places the organism in Eukaryota, Viridiplantae, Streptophyta, Magnoliopsida, Solanales, Convolvulaceae. Gene Ontology annotation, molecular function: cysteine-type endopeptidase activity. The transcript has 4 exons.
ACUGAUCUACAAAGUUUCAGGCUCCAUCUCUACGGAGUAUUAUAUUACUGAUCUUCAUAUAUGCUCCUGCAAAUUUGUUAGUUGUUGCCCAUAAGUAAAACCAGCUGCCAACCUUAUCUCCGAUCCGUCCUCCAUGAAUACACGCACCUAGAUUAGAUAUAUAGCAAGCACUAUCUAUAAAAGGCAGCGCCACAGUCCCUCAUCCAGUACAUCUGAUCUUCUUCAACAUAUCAAAUUUAAUUUGAUUGAUAGAUAUUAUAUAUAUAUUAAUUACUCAGCGUUUACGAAAGAAUAUAAUGAUGAACAAGUGGUGGUUCCUGGUUGUUGUGGUAUGUGUAGCUUUGAUUGUAGGGUGCGGGGAAGGGUUCGAUUUCAAGGAGAGGGAGUUGGAGAGCGAGGAAAGGUUGUGGGAGUUAUACGAGAGGUGGAGGAGCCAUCACACGGUGUCGACGAGUCUAGAGGAGAAGCAAAAGAGGUUCAACGUGUUCAAGGCCAAUGUUCAGUAUGUCCACAACUUCAACAAGAAGGAGGACAAGCCUUACAAGCUGAAGCUGAACAAGUUUGCAGACAUGACUACCCAUGAAUUCAAAAGCUUAUACGCCACUUCCAAAAUCAAGCACCAUCGGAUGCUACAAGGCGCUAAUUCUCGCGCUUCCCCAUCUUUCAAGUACGCCAAUGUCACUGACAUCCCACCCUCUGUUGAUUGGAGGGCCAAAGGCGCUGUCACCAAUGUCAAAGACCAAGGCCGAUGCGGAAGUUGUUGGGCAUUUUCCACUGUUGUAGCAGUUGAAGGUAUAAACCAAAUCAAAACAAACCAACUAGUCUCUUUAUCGGAGCAAGAGCUUAUUGACUGCGACACUCAGGAAAACCAAGGUUGCAAUGGAGGACUCAUGGAUUUAGCAUUCGAUUUCAUCAAGAACAAAGGAGGCAUCUCCACUGAGCAGAUAUACCCUUACAGGGCUGUAGAUGGGCGGUGCGAUGCUCAAAAGAUGAACUCACCGGUAGUAUCCAUCGACGGACAUGAGGAUGUGCCUGCUAACGAUGAGGAUGCACUGCUUAAAGCCGUAGCCAAUCAACCUGUCUCUGUAGCCAUAGAAGCUUCAGGAUUUGAUUUACAGUUCUAUUCAGAGGGUGUUUUCAAUGGAGCAUGCGGGAAAGAGCUGGAUCACGGUGUUGCAAUAGUGGGGUACGGAACAACUCUUGACGGGACCAAAUACUGGAUUGUGAAGAACUCUUGGGGAAGUGAAUGGGGAGAAAAAGGAUACAUUAGGAUGAAACGUGGAGUGGAGGACAAAGAGGGACUAUGUGGAAUAGCAAUGCAAGCAUCUUACCCACUCAAGAACUCCUCCACCAACCCCCAACACUCAUCAUCUCAUCAACCUAAGGAUGAGCUCUGAUCCAAUACUAUAUUCAAUUUGGAUAUGCAUUUAUAUAUCAAAGAUUACGAACUUCACUUCACUCCUGCACACUCUUAUUGUUAGUUUCAUAUAAAUGAAUUAAUUAAGCAUUAUAUUGCUUACAACUACUUCAUCGAUUUACAUGAAUUUAUUAUGUAUCUGUUGCAUCUAUUGAUAUAAAUAAAUGGUAAUAAAACUUCAUAUUUCUGAUUUUUUU